This is a messenger RNA of Trichoderma aggressivum f. europaeum, 1923 nucleotides long. RefSeq lists its product as uncharacterized. The transcript is spliced from 2 exons. The record is from RefSeq and is a predicted model, not a curated record. Gene Ontology annotation, molecular function: catalytic activity. Bases 1 to 1923 code for a protein of 640 amino acids. Lineage: Eukaryota; Fungi; Ascomycota; Sordariomycetes; Hypocreales; Hypocreaceae.
AUGACCUCGGAACUCAAAUUCCCUGUUGAUCUGACCCAGUUCAAAAAGCUCAAGCUUGAUCACAAAAAUCCUAGACUAUCAGAUCAACAGAGACGAGAUCUCCAGCACAACAUUGAUGUAUUCCGAGACGCUAUUAUCGCCUUCACCGCCACCGGCGCGGCUCGGGGAGUCGCUGGCCACACUGGAGGUCCCUAUGACACAGCCCCGGAGGUAUGCAUUCUUUUGGCAUUUAUCAACAAUGCACCUGAGAGUUUCGUGGAUACCCUGUUCGACGAGGCCGGACAUCGUGUCGCUACACAAUAUUUGCUUGCUGCCCUCGAUGGCAAGAUCGAACCCGAUCACCUUCUGCAGUACCGUGCUGCCGACUCAAAGCUUCCAGGCCAUCCGGAAUUGGGGUUGACCCCGGGCAUUAAGUUCAGCUCCGGGAGACUCGGCCACAUGUGGGGCAUGGUGAAUGGUAUUGCUAUGGCCAAUAAGAACAAGAACGUAAUUCUGUUAGGUUCAGAUGGCUCCCAGCAAGAAGGUAACGACGCAGAAGCGGCAAGAAUUGCAGCGGCCAACAAUCUACGAGUCAAGCUCUUCAUUGACAAUAACGAUGUCACAAUCGCCGGACACCCCUCAGAGUAUCUGAAAGGCUUCGAAAUGGCCCGUACUAUAGAGGGUCAUGGAAUCAAAGUCGUCAGCGCUCAAGGAGAGGACCUUGACUCACUUUAUCCCGCCAUCUGUGAGGUGAUCAACCAUGACGGUCCUGCUGCCGUCGUCUCAAACCGUAAAAUGGCGGCAGGUAUUGAGGGCAUAGAGGGCCAGACUUCCGCCCAUGAAGUGAUCAAGGUUGAUAUUGCUCGCGAGUACCUUACAAAGCGAGGCUACAAGCCGGAACAGCUCGCUUUCUAUGACCAAAUCAAGCCCGGACGAGAUCCGCACCAGUAUCUUGGCUCCACCAAAGACGAAGGUGCCAAUCGCGUUAUCUUUGGUGAGGCAGUCAACUCGGUUCUCGACACAUUGAGCAAAGAGGAAGCCAUCCGUCGAGUUAUGGUUAUUGAUUCCGAUCUGGAAGGCUCGACCGGCUUGAAGUCUAUUCAUACCAAACAUCCCGAAGUUUUCGUUCCGUCAGGAGUCAUGGAGCGCGGAAACUUUUCUGCUGCCGCUGGCUUCGGUUUUAGAAGCAACGGAGAGCGCCAAGGAGUCUUUUCAACCUUUUCAGCUUUCUUGGAAAUGAUCAUUUCUGAAAUUACGAUGGCUCGUCUUAAUGAGUGCAGCGUGUUGUCACAUUUUUCGCAUUCAGGAAUAUCAGGAAUGGCGGAUAAUACAUGCCACUUUGGAUUAAAUCAUUUCUUUGCGGACAAUGGUCUGAUGGAUGCCGAGACCACCACUCUUUACUUUCCAGCGGACGGCGAACAGAUGAAGGCGGUAGUGAAGAAAGUCUUCUUCGACAAGGGUCUGCGCUUCAUCUUCUCCAUUAGGUCCCCUGUUCCUUAUCUUUUAAAGGACGGUUCUUCUGACCAGCUACUCUAUGGCGAGGGGUACGAGUUUGUUCCUGGAAAAGAAGAAGUGAUUCGUCGUGGUUCUGCCGGCUACGUCGUCUCGUACGGUGAUAUGGUGUUCCGAUCCCUUGAUGCCGUCGAGCGCCUUAGGAAGGAGGGUAUUGACGUUGGUCUUAUCAAUAAGCCGACACUUAAUAUCGUCGACGAGGAGACAAUCAAGCUCUACGGCUCUUCUCCCUUUGUGGUUGUUGUGGAGUCUAUUGCUCAGAAGACUGGUCUUGGGUCUCGCCUCGGGUCUCAACUGCUUGAGCGCAAUCUCACACCGAAGUACAAGUGCAUUGGUGCUAUUCGAGAAGGUAGUGGUGGCCUAUAUGAGCAGAUCAAUGCCCAGGGGCUAAGUGUGGAUGGUAUCAUUGCCGCUGUCAAGUCGGUUGCGUAG